Messenger RNA from Meloidogyne enterolobii, 735 nucleotides. The record is from the annotation of a GenBank genome assembly. NCBI's taxonomy places the organism in Eukaryota, Metazoa, Nematoda, Chromadorea, Rhabditida, Meloidogynidae.
AUGCAAAAAAUUCGUGUGCGAGCACCAAAUAUCCAUGACGAUGAAAACGACAAAUUACUAUUUCCCCAUCUUAUUAAUUCGAAUAAUUGUUGUUUUUCUGGAAGUUCUGAUAUAACAAAACAGCAAAAGAAAAUUAAACAAUAUAUAUCGAGAAGUCAACAAAACCCUUUUAAUGAUAAAGGACAACAAGAGGUAGUAGAGACACCCGAUCUUCCAACUCAUUCACAAUUUUUACAACGACAACAUUUUCAACAUACAUCUCAACUUCCUUCUAAUUUUCCGCUUAUUCAACAGUUUACCUCAGAAAUAACACAAAAUCAACAUAGACAGCCAAUCUAUUUUUCUUUUAACAGUCCUCAACAAUACUGUAUUAAUCCACAACCCCCAACAAUUCUACCUAAUAUACAUAGGACAUAUACAAUUAAUGCGGCUAUGCGAAACAACUCACUUGCUCCACAACUAUAUUUAGUCUCGCAACAAAGACCUGUUGGUGGUCAAUUACUAGUUUACUCACAACCUUCUUUACCACCUAUUUUUUCACAACUUGGCCAUCAAGGAACUUUAGUUUCAAAUACUUCACAACAAAUUGUCUCGCAACAAAAACAAAAUUUUUUGCAACAAAUAUCAACAACUUCUCAGCAAACAGCGAACACUACAUCUUUGUAUGAAUGGUUUUCUUCUUUACCUACAUCCAUAUUAGCGCAGAUUCCUCCAACAAAUCUUAUUCACAAUUAA